Messenger RNA from Kalmanozyma brasiliensis GHG001, 522 nucleotides. RefSeq lists its product as uncharacterized. The transcript is spliced from 2 exons. The record is from RefSeq and is a predicted model, not a curated record. The coding region runs from base 1 to 522 and encodes 173 amino acids. NCBI's taxonomy places the organism in Eukaryota, Fungi, Basidiomycota, Ustilaginomycetes, Ustilaginales.
AUGCAGUCCACCUCCGUCACCCCACCUCCCAACCCCACCCCGCCCGCAGCAGACAUGGACGAGGAUGAUGACGAGAUCGUCUUCGUCAGCGAUAACCUGCGCACUCCCUCCAAGAACAAGGCCGGUCCAUCCGCUCCCUCCGGCGCCACCCCUUCGCCUGCCAAGAAGCGCCGUGUGGCCAAAAUGGAAGAUGACGACACCGUUGCGACCCCCAAGAAGCGCCGCUUGGCCAAGAUCGAAGACGACGAGACCCUCGAGACCCCCAAGAAGCGCGGCAAGAAACGCGAGCGCACCGAGGAGGACGAGUUGACCGACGAAGGACUCGUCAGCGACGAGCUCAAGGUCGCAGCUGGUGUCAAGGACGAGAAGAAAGUCGCUGGUGCGUCUGCUUCGCCUGCAGGCGGCUCGCCUACGAAGAAGCGGGAGCGUCGAAACUUCACUCUCGAAGAGGACAAACUCAUCAUCCAGCAGUGGGUUCCUUCCCUCCGCUCGUAUGCCAUCAACGGCGUGGACCCGUCAUAA